AUGAAAACAGAUCAAACAGAAAAUAUUUUGGGUUUUGGCAAGGCAUCUAUAAUUAAGUAUACAUACACAGAUCUAUCUAUCUAUCUAUCUAUCUAUCUAUCUAUCUAUCUAUCUGCCUGCCUGUAUGUAUGUAUGUAUGUAUGUAUGUAUCUAUCUAUCUAUUUAUUCUGUCCACAUCUAUCUAUCUAUCUAUCUAUCUAUCUAUCUAUCUAUCUAUCUAUCUAUCUAUCUCAGUCUUUUCAUAUCUAUCUAUCUAUAUAUCUAUCUAUCUAUCUAAACAUCUAUUCUUUAUAUAUCCAUCUAUUCAUCUAUCUAUCUAUCCAUCUAUCUAUCUAUCUAUCUAUCUAUCUAUCUAGCACGAGUCUUUUCUUAUCUAUCUAUUUACCAAUCUAUCUAUAUAUCUAUGUCAGUCUACCUCAUAUUAUAAAAUCUAUCUAUCUAUCUAUCUAUAUAUAUCUAUGUCAGUCUACUCAUAUCUAUCUAUCUAUCUAUCUAUGUCAGUAUACUCAUAUCUAUCUAUCUAUCUAUCUAUCUCAGUCUUUUCAUAUCUAUCUAUCUAUCUAUCUAUCUCAGUCUUUUCAUAUCUAUCUAUCUAUGUCAGUCUACUCAUAUCUAUCUAUCUAUCUAUCUCAGUCUUUUCAUAUCUAUCUAUCUAUCUAUCUAUCUAUCUAUCUAUCUAUCUAUCUAUCUCAGUCUUUUCAUAUCUAUCUAUGUCAGUCUACUCAUAUCUAUCUAUCUAUCUGUCUCAGUCUCUUCAUAUCUAUGUCAGUCUGUUCACAUCUAUCUAUCUAUCUAUCUAUCUAUCUAUCUAUCUAUCUAUCUAUCUAUCUAUCUAUCUAUCUAUAUCUAUCUAUCUAUCUAUCUAUCUAUCUAUCUAUCUAUCUAUCUAUCUAUCUAUCUCUUGCAUGCAACGCAAUACUAUUACAAUACUAUCGCAAUACUAUUACAAUACUAUCGCAAUACUAUUAG
Acanthosepion pharaonis is the source of this 969-nucleotide messenger RNA. Lineage: Eukaryota; Metazoa; Mollusca; Cephalopoda; Sepiida; Sepiidae. The record is from the annotation of a GenBank genome assembly.